This is a messenger RNA of Parasteatoda tepidariorum (common house spider), 6161 nucleotides long. Its product is annotated as semaphorin-5A. Gene Ontology annotation, biological process: semaphorin-plexin signaling pathway; neural crest cell migration; positive regulation of cell migration. Gene Ontology annotation, cellular component: plasma membrane. The record is from RefSeq and is a predicted model, not a curated record. NCBI's taxonomy places the organism in Eukaryota, Metazoa, Arthropoda, Arachnida, Araneae, Theridiidae. Gene Ontology annotation, molecular function: chemorepellent activity; semaphorin receptor binding.
GAUUUGGCGCAAUGUUUAGGUGAGAAUAGAACUUUUUUGUAAAGUUGUUAUUGCCGGCUCAAAACUUGACCGGGUGAGAAGUUGAUCGGAGUUAGUGGUAUGUUUCUUAAAAUGGCAGCGUGUUGUUUCUCAAGAACUAGAAUUCAUGUUUUUGUUUCGGAAUAAUUCUAUGAAUUUGACUGUUUUUUGGGAAGACAAUAAAUACAGUACGUAAGCAGUGAACAGUGUUAGUGAGAACCUGAAUCUUGGUGGAAUUUUCUUAGCUUUUGGAAUAAACUUUAUAUUUGUGGUCAGGUGCUUUCAUUGGUGUAUAACGGAGGCUCGGCAGGGCUGCCUAGUCGGUGGAUUAUGGGCAGGUACAAAGAAAUCCCUCUAUACCUCCCGCAUAGCUGUUGGCAGACGAUACAAAGGAAUGCGUGAAACAUGUUAUCAGCGUCUAAGAAUACACAGUGACAACAAUUCAAGAUCAUCGAAGUUUAUCAGCAGGUCCAGAUCGGAUCGAAGUCGUCGCCAUGAAUUCGAAGAAAAUUUCAACGUGCGGACAAUUGAGCUGUGCUUUGAAAUUAACCAUGGCGUCCAUUAGAUGAUUAAACUGUGAUAUAUACUUCUUUUUAAAUUGACAGCCAUGAAGCUGAAAUUAAGGACUUUAUAUUCUCCAUGUGUAUGGGGAUAUUAUUGUGUUCUGUGGUUCCUGUGUUCAAUUCACCUAUCUGCCGGGUUUGCAGACUCAAAAUUGAUAACUAGAGAAGAUAUUAAGUCUUCUGUUGAGGUUUUUAGUCAAACAAAUGUUAGAUCAUUUGGUCAAUUACUCUUUGAUAUUCAAAGGUUUCAACUCAUUGUAGGUGCAAGGGAUUAUUUAUUCAGAUUAAGCUUAGAGGGACUUAAAAAAUUAGAGGAAGCUCAUUGGUCUGCGAAGUCUGAGGAUGUUCUUAUGUGCAAACUAAAAGGAAAAAGUGAGGAAGAUUGUAUGAAUUAUAUAAAAGUGUUACUGAAUCACGGAAAUAAGUUAUUUGCAUGCGGUACAAAUGGAUUUUCGCCUGAAUGCUCUUGGAGAGAUAUUAAUUCUUUGAAAACAAAUGUGGAAUAUUUUGAGGGGAAAACGUUAUGUCCGUACAGCCCAUAUGCCAACAGUACUGCGCUGAUGACGACUCAAGGGGAUUACUAUCUAGCAUCAACAAUUGAUUUUACUGAAACAGAUCCUGUCAUUUUCAAAGGCCAGGGGAAACCCCCGAUUCUGCGUACAAUUCAAUAUGAUCCGAAAUGGUUAAGCGAACCAAACUUUGUUGCAUCGUAUGAAAUUGAAAAUUACACUUAUUAUUUCUUCCGGGAAGCAGCUGUUGAGUACAUAAACUGUGGAAAAGCUAUUUAUUCACGAGUUGCCAGGAUUUGUAAGAAUGACCCAGGAGGAGAUUUUCUUUUGAAAGGAAAAUUUACAACUUUUGUGAAAGCUCGGUUAAACUGUUCUGUUCCGGGAAAUUAUCCCUUUUAUUUUAACGAACUUCAAAGUGUUCAUUUUAUUGAAAAGGAAGAAAUAUUCUAUGCAACGUUUACCACUCCCGUGAAUAGCAUUUAUGGAACUGCAAUUUGUGUGUUUAAUUUAUCAGCAAUUGAAAAUUCCUUCUCCGGUGUUUUUAAACACCAAUCUACUGCUAAAUCCACAUGGGAAGCUCAAGCAUCAGUACUGAAACACCAUCAAUGUGGAGGUAAUAAAACGGCUGAACAUAUAUUGGAUUCUGAAAAAUAUCAGUUGAUGAACGAAGCUGUUCAGCCGAUGACAUCACACCCUAUACUCAAGCUGGAGAAUGAAAGGUUUAAUCAUAUUGUGAUCGACACAGUGCAAACAAAAUAUUCAGAUAGUGUUCAUGUGAUGUUUGUAGCAUCAGUGGAAGGAGUUAUUCGGAAAUAUGUGGUGAUACCUGAAACUAAAGAGACCUGCUUAAUUGAGAAAAUAAAAGUAUUUCCUGAAGGCAGUAAUGAUACUAUUAAAGUUUUGAAACAUCUUAAAGACACUAAUUCUUUGUAUAUUGGAACGGAAGAAACUGUUUUGAGGAUAAUUGUCCACAGAUGUGAAAGAUUACACAGUAAAAGAGAAUGUCUGGCUGCUAUGGAUCCUUAUUGUGGCUGGAAUGAAUAUAAACUAGCGUGUACUGCCAACCCUAGUCGGAAUCCUCGUGUCAAUUUCUGGCAUCAAGAAAGAACUGCUUGCCCAAAUAAAAACAUGCCAGUUGAUGGUGGCUGGGCUGCAUGGAGUGGUUGGUUCGAUUGCUCUCAAGUUGAAGAGGCACAGGCUAUAGCUGGAGAGGCUGUUUUUGAUGGUACUUGCCAGUGCCAACAACGUCAGUGUAAUAGUCCAGCUCCUGCUAAUGGUGGCAGAGAUUGCCAAGGGACUUCAAUUCAUGUUGCCAACUGCAGUAGAGAUGGUCAAUGGACUGAUUGGUCAGCUUGGUCUUCUUGCUCUCAAACAUGUGGUUUAGCAGUGAAAUCUCGAAGACGAAUCUGUGGUAACCCAUCUCCUGCUUACGGUGGGAAAAUGUGUAUUGGACCAGAAACUGACCAGAUUUAUUGUACAAUGAAUCCACCUUGUCCAGCCUCUGUAAUUGCUCCCAUCCCUGGCCACUGGUCAGAUUGGAGUACAUGGGAACAGUGCAGUGCACCUUGUGGAGGAGGCAUUCAGGUGCGUCGUCGCCGUUGCAAUAGCCCACCUCCCCAGCACGGCGGUAAGGAGUGUAUUGGCUGCAACCAGGAUUACAAGUUUUGCAAUCUGCAUACCUGUCCUGAAGCAAAGAAGUCAACUUCUUGGACACCCUACAUGAGAGUGAAUCAAACAAAGGAUGGUCACUUUGAGCAGCGACUGAGGUUCACUUGCCGUGCUAAUGUACCUGAUGAGGGCAUGCUGAAGAUUGGACACGUGAAAAAAGAGGAGAGGUUCUGCCGUGAGGGUAGUCGUAAUUGCUUGGAUUCUGCCUUUUUAAAUGUUGAUGGUGGUUGGUCUGUCUGGAGCCUGUGGUCUCAUUGCAGUGCUACUUGCGGUGGUGGCAUACAGUACCGUGAAAGAACAUGUGAUAAUCCAAAACCAGCAGGAGGUGGUGCUGAUUGUUACGGGUCUCCCAGAAUUGAUCGUCCUUGCAAUAUAGAAUCUUGCUAUGAUGUUGAAGGAUGGGAAGAGUGGUCCGCAUGGUCGUUGUGUGAUGAAAAUGAAGAGCAGCAAAGGAAGAGAAAAUGUAAAUUGGCCCCUGCUACUUAUUGUGUUGGUUCCACUAAAGAAAUAAGGAUGUGCAUACCUGGUCAGCAAGCAUCUAAAGAAGCUCAAUCAGAUGAAGAUGGCGUGCAUGCAGCUCAUGUUGCAGGUUCCUUCAUUCUCGGUGUCAUUGUAGGCUGCCUUCUCUCAGCAUUUGGAAUCUAUUUCUACUUGAAAAAAAGAGCCAAAAACAGGACGCAUACCCACAUAGGUACUCAACUGAUACCUGUAAAACCCAACACCUACGUUUCUGAAAGCGAGUGGAAAAACAAUUACUCAAAAGUGCCCAUCACAAAAGUGCCACUUCGCGAAGCUACCAUAAAGAGAAAUGGUAGUUUACGCGCCCAGCUGCAGUCUGAUAACUUUUAAAAGUGCCGCAGUAAUUACUACAGCUUUUUGUGAAUUUGGCUUUUUAAAAGUGGAAAGAAAUUGUGUUGAGGACGCUACUACAAUGUGCCAUAUUGGGAAACUGUGUGACAUAUCAAGAUGCCAUUCACAAUCAAUUUGAGCUUGUAGAAACUUUUUUUUGUGUCCAUGUCGUCUUGUGCAGUCAUAUUUUAAAUUGUAUAUAAGAUGUCUUAUCUUACUGAGAAGCAUUUGUAAAAAAUUUAUUUUAUUAUUCAUUCUAAAAGAAUGACCUUUUUUUGUAUUACAAAGUGAUGUUCUUUAUUGUAUUUAUUGUGAAGCUUUUUAUAAAGUUUUACUCAUUUUUUUUAGAAAACAAUAAGUAUGUUUUCCUAUGCAUGCUAGACGAAUUUUUACAGAUUAUUGAAAAACAGUUUACCUCUUAUCAAAGCAAAAUAAGUUUUACAUUUAUGGAUGUGACAUAUUUUAAGGUAUAACCAAACAAUAUUUUUAUAAUACUAUUUGCUUAAUUUCAGAAAUGUAAAAUUAUGUGUAAUGUUAGAGAAAUUUCUUGCUAACAGUUACUUUAUGUUAAAUUGUAAAUUCCGUAUGCCUGCAUGAGUAUAUUUAAUGGUCAUCUAAACAUAAAUACCGCUUGCAUUUAAAUUUCAGUAUUAUAAAUCAUUAUUGAAUUGUUUGGAUAUUGUUUGCCGCACAAGCGAUUGUCACAGAUUUUGUUCUUUCUAAAGUACUUUGUUUGUUCUGUAAGUAGAUACAAAUUCACUGCUGUAACAGGCAUUUUCAUAAACGCACUAAAUUGCAAUAAAAACUUUUUAAGGGAAAAAAAGUUGCAAUUCUGUAUGUUUGUCAUAAUUUUUAGAAACAAUUUCUAAUUUUAUAUAGGAUUAUAGCAUGUUACUUAAACUUCUCUAUCAGCAAAAAUAAAAACAGCACUUGAAAAUGUUUAUUCAAGUGCUGUAUUCCACUUUAAGUGCACACAUUUUUUUUCAGAGAAUAGUCUGAUACAAUUUUAGAUUUUUAUUGAAUGUUAAUUUAGUGGGUGUUAUAAGAAUAUCAAUUUGUCCUAAAAAGACUAUAUUAUUUUUAAUUAAAAAAACAAGUUUAGGACAAGAAGAUAAAAUCAAAAUUUUUUUUUGCUUUCUUUUAAAUAAACCCUUGAGUUACUCUUGUUUUGAAUUUUCUAAAAAAUAAAAGCAGUGACUAGAGUUUUGUGUUACAAUCUACUCUUUAUAUCUCAAAUUUGAAGGAACGCUAAAAAAAAAAUUGAGACAACAAGUUCUGAACCAAAUAUGUUCUAAAAAGAAAAUUUUUUUUUUAAAUAAUGUUCUGAAGCGUCAAGUCGUGGAAUAUCAGAAUAAAUACUAAUAAAGAUAUUUGUGUAAUAGUUGACAAUAAGUCUAAAUUCAGCAAUGAUAAUUUUAUUUGUAAAAGCAACACAAAUAUAAUUAUGCAUUAAAUAUAAAACAACUCGUUUACAAUAAACAUACAUUAAUAAAGUUCAUUUAAAAAAAAACUCUACCAUUGUGGCCUGUUGCCAUAGUUUUUGAAAUUACUCAAUCAUUUUUCGAAGAAUAGCUUCCAAGUUAUCCUUUUCCAUGAUCUUGGAGCUUUUCAUGAAACUUUUUAAUAUGCGGGCAGCAUUUUUUCUUGGACACAGUAAUGUUGAGUAGUGGUACAUGAUUAUUUUUCCAAAAAAAUUCAUUUUUUACUUCGAAAAGUAGUCGACAUAACAAGUUUUUGACAAGAAAGUCUUUGAAAAAAUAAUAAUUAAAAUUAGUAUUAAGUGGAUAUGUAAUGCUAAGGGAAAAAGUAUUUUUUUGACAUAUUUUCAAGACGUAGAGAGUAAUCUGUAAUUUCUAUGUUUAUUCAAGUGCUGUAUUCCACUGCAGGUUGUGUACCUUUACCUUAAGUACUUGUGCUAUCGUUAACCUCUAAAUACUACUGUGUAAAUAUUAGAUUUUGAAAUUUAUUUUUCAAAUUUAUGCAAUACUCACCAAUAUUGCCAAUAGGACAAUGCUGCUAAAUUUUACUAAGCCACUCUGAAUUUACGCAUUAAAUUCUUAAUAACUGGCAGAUAAUUGAAUAAUUCGUUUCCUCUCAAAGUUGCUCUUAAAAAAAAAAAGAAGAAAUUUUAAAGCCAGCUUUCCUGUACCUUAACAUUUAGAAACAAGAUUAAUGUACUCCGACAAGAUAUUGAAUUAACUCAAAUAACCUAAUGUGUAAAAAUAAAUUUCAAAACUUGAUGGUACACAACGAUUCUAGUUGUUGAAAGAAAACUAUUUUGUAACAUUUCAUAGAAUGCUCACUACAGAACAGUCAUUAUGUAAAUAUAAUUCUAAUGUGCCAACAAAGCCUUUAUUUAUCAUUUGUUAAAACUUAUGCCAACUGAAAAAUCAACAGUUGAUUAUUUAGCUUGUAUAGCAUUUCAUUUUUUUUUAAACUGUUACGAUUUGUAUAUAAAAUUUUAUACAGAUAAUGCUUUCAUGGCUUAUUUGCUUGUAAAUUCAUGUACAGUAUGUGUUUUGUAAUAAAAUAAUAAAAAUGUUACUACUUUAAA